Molecule: messenger RNA, 290 nt
Organism: Racocetra persica
Lineage: Eukaryota; Fungi; Glomeromycota; Glomeromycetes; Diversisporales; Gigasporaceae
Source: the annotation of a GenBank genome assembly
UUGGUUCUACUGGCCAUCCAUUAGACCCUUUUUGGCAAGCUUUUCAUCUAGUUAAAACUGACAAAAAGCUUAAAGCCAAAUACAUAUUUUGUAAUCUGAAUAAUUGUAGCAGUAAUAAUCAAGUAUCUAUGCAAUUGCUAUUAGAUACAAAUAGAUCAAACCAAUUAUUAUUAGAAGGUAUAAUUAAAAGUGGUGCACCUCUUUCUCUUGUGGAUUCACAAAAAUUUAAGAAAUUUGUCUACUUUAUCAAUAACUUGUAUCAUAUUCCAGCAAGAAAAAACUUUCUCUAA